AUGCGGUUCCUAUUCGCUCUAGUCCUCGGCGUGCUCCUGUGCCUGCUCCUGGCUCAGGAGGGCAGUAGUACCACAACUACAACCACAACUACAGACGCGACCACAACUACAACUACCACGGCUUCAUCCGACACCACCACCACCACCACUGACUCCUCCAGCACCACCACGACCACUGCCUCCUCCUCGUCCUCUUCCUCGGCGGAGGCCAAGAGGCGCAGACGUGCUCGCCGCCGUCGCCUGGCUCGUGAGCGCCGGCGUCGCCAGGAACGGAGGCAGCGCCAGGAAAAGAGGAGGCGCAGGAUGGAGCAGCUGCUUGCCAGGCAGCGCCGCCUGAUCAAUCAGCUUCAGGGAUAA
Molecule: messenger RNA, 357 nt
Organism: Drosophila santomea
Lineage: Eukaryota; Metazoa; Arthropoda; Insecta; Diptera; Drosophilidae
Product: protein new-glue 1
Exons: 1
Coding region: 1-357 (118 amino acids)
Source: RefSeq, a predicted model, not a curated record